UUUUCUCAGAACAAGGCUCCCAGCAGCUGUUGGUAGCGUUGAGGUGCAGAGAGGAGCUCUUGCUUGCCUUGCUGCUGAGGAAAGCUCUUUGUUUCUAGUAUAACUGGAUUCUUGGGGAGAGAUAUGCAGUCCUCCCCUUGCCUGGCAAAUGGGCUAGUUGUGCAAUUUGCCAGAUCAGGAGCCAUGAAGAGAUAUACGAUAUCUCACACCUGGCAGCUACUGAAGAAAGAACUGGGGCUGUACCAGCUCACCAUGGACAUCAUAGUGAUGAUCCGAGUGUGUAAAAUGUUCCGCAAAGGCCUCAGCGGAUUCCGGGAGUUUCAGAUCAUUGCGUCUGCUCAGAGAAAGCAUCCUAUCUUCUCUGUCUGGGAUAGAAAGAAGCAAAGCCGAAUCACAUUUGAUACCAUGGACUUCGUUGCAGAGGAGGGUCACUUCCCUCUAAGGGCUAUAAACAUCAUGCAGAAGAAGCCUUCCUGGAGGACAGAGCACGAGAUCCAGGCCCUCUGUAACAUCUUGCAGGUUCUAGAUAGCUACCGGAACCACACGGAGCCAAUGCAGCUGCUCCUGGCCAAAGUCAUGCGCUUUGAACGGUUUGGUCGCAGGCGUGUGAUCGUCAAGAAAGGGCAGAGGGGCAACAGCUUUUAUUUCAUCUAUCUGGGCACAGUCGCAGUGACCGAGGAUGAAGAUGGCAGCAGUGCCUUCCUGGAUCCCUAUCCAAUAUUGCUGCGCAAGGGUGGCUGUUUUGGAGAAAUGGGCCUCCAGAGUGCUUCAGUAAGGAGGGACACCAUAGUCUGUAUGGAGGAAACGGAGUUCUUGGUUGUUGACCGGGAGGACUUCCUUGCGAAUAAGCUGGACCAGGAAGUUCAGAAGGAAGCUCAGCAUCAAUUUGAAUUUUUUAGGAAGAUGGAUCUGUUUGCACUGUGGUCUGAUGAGAAGCUCUGGCAGCUUGUAGUCCUGGGGAAGACAGAGAAAUUCUCCUACGGGCAGCUGAUCUCAAAAGACAUUGUAAAGUCAUCUUUCAUCAUGUUUGUCUGCAAGGGCAGCUGUGAAGUCCUGAGGCUGAUAGACCUGGGGGAGUCCCCGUCCUACCUCAAGUGGAUCUGGCAGCACCUGGAGCUGAUAGACGGCAGGCCUCUGAGGCACCACUUCAACGAACCCUCUCCUAGGGAGAGAUUUAAGGAAUUCCAGAUCAAAUCAUAUCCUCUACAGGACUUCAGCUAUUUGAAACUUCUACAUCUCCAGAAAGCCUGGGAGCAAAAGGGGACAAGCGUCAGUGGGACGAUCAAAACCUCAGGAAAUAGCCUCCCAAAGCUCUUGGGCCCAAAGAUCAAAUCCAAGCAUACUCAUCCGAUCAAAUGUCCUAUGAUCGAUACCAAGUUUGGUGAGCUCCCCAAGGAGGCUGCAGUGGGGGCCUACAUGAAGAUCCACACUGUGGAGCAAGGAGAAAUCGUGUGAUGAAGAAAUGUGCCAGAAGUUCCUCAAGGAGAACAGCUGGAAUAUCUUUCGGAAGGACCUGUUGCGGCUGCUAGUGAAGCCUCGCCAGAGUCCACCGUUCACCCCAAUCCGGCCCAAGAGGAAAGGUAUCUACAACCCUAAGUGCCUGAUCCUGGAUUUGUGUAGCGUCGACAGGAAGACUAAACCUCGUCAUCCUGUUUUUAUGGCACCCCGGAAAUACCUCCCCCCACUGAGGAUUGUCCAGGCCAUCACAGCACCCAGGUACAAAAUCCAGGAACUCCUGCCUCAGUAUAAGAAUGCGGGAGUCCUUGUUUAGAACCAAUAAAGGAUGUUGGACUGG
Molecule: messenger RNA, 1795 nt
Organism: Propithecus coquereli (Coquerel's sifaka)
Lineage: Eukaryota; Metazoa; Chordata; Mammalia; Primates; Indriidae
Gene: CNBD2
Product: cyclic nucleotide binding domain containing 2
Exons: 11
Coding region: 124-1455 (443 amino acids)
Biological process (GO): spermatogenesis
Molecular function (GO): cAMP binding
Source: RefSeq, a predicted model, not a curated record